Molecule: messenger RNA, 2402 nt
Organism: Spinacia oleracea (spinach)
Lineage: Eukaryota; Viridiplantae; Streptophyta; Magnoliopsida; Caryophyllales; Amaranthaceae
Exons: 11
Coding region: 308-2137 (609 amino acids)
Source: RefSeq, a predicted model, not a curated record
UUCAUCCGCGAUUCUCGUUGUUCUUGUUGGAAUAUUAUUUUAUUUUUUUUAAGCAAAUUCCUUAUUCUGCUGGAUUUCUUAAAAUCGAUUUGGAAUUUUUUAAUUUUCAACAAUUGUUCCCUCCAAAAAAAAUCCCGCAAUAUGUGGGAUAUAGAAACUACAAUUAGGGUUUUUUUUCUUUUCUCUAACAAAAUCGACUGGUUCCUUAGAGAGAAUAACUGUUGACGAUUAAAAACUUCCAUCUCGAUUUUGUGGACUUCGGAACUGAGUGACGGAUUCGACUUGCUUGCACGAAUUCAGCACUAAAAUGUCCAGAUUUGGAGGGAAGACGCCUUCUAAUCAUGAUGAUACGACUCCAAAUGAUUAUGAACAACAAAGACUCAGGCAUAUUAAAUCUAACAAGCUGAAAAUGCAAACUUUAGGUAUAAAGCGCAUUGCUGCUUGUGUGACAAGUUUGGUGGAUAGCUCAAAACCUCAGAAAAGACGACAAAAAUGUAAUUUUACAAUUGAGAAAGAUGGUGACUAUGUGCCUGACGAGGAUGAGGAAGAUGAGCGUGAGGAUCAAACUCAAAUUAUGACUACAAAUAAAAAGGUUAAAAAUAAUGAGAUCAAAGGAGGAGGGAAAAAAAACAAAUUUAUUGCACCGAUGUCAGUUGCCAAGUUAUUAAGAUCAAGACCGAACAAGGAAAAACAAGCAGCACAUGGAACAAAAGAAGUGGGAACAAUUAAAGAAACCCUCUCAACUUUACAAGAAGACCUUCAACGACAAAAGACGUUAAAGGAUAGGCAAAGCAAUAAUCUCCAUAGAGUUGAUUUAGAGCAUGAUGAGAGGCAACUUGUUGAGAACAAUGAUAAUAAUGCUUUAGAAGAUCAAGAAGGCGGUAAGGAUCUAGACGAGACAAGAAACUAUGGUUUAGAAAAUCAAGAAAAUAAUAUCAUUUCAAACACGUUGAGAAAUCAUGACGAGGAGACACUUGCUGACAAGGAGGGGGGAGAGGAUAAUUCUGCAAACAAGAAAAAGAAGAAAACAUACAAGACCGUCACUCCUAGAGGCCCUACAAGAAAUCUUCAAAUGGCAAGAAUGAGACCCGGUGAGAAGAAAAAAGUGGAUUUCAACAUAAAAGGCCAACCUAUUGGUGUGAAUAGAGCUUGUCUUGCAAGUUAUUGUGGCUCCCUUGUUAGAGAUCCUCUUAAUGCCCCACUUCAAAAGUUGAAAGUAUUUUCAGAAAUUCCAGAAGAGAAUAAGGAGAAGAUGUGGGAUCUUGUUCUGGAAAAAUUCGAUAUUGGACUUGAGGAUGAUCAAGAUGAAGGGGAACGUGAAAAAAUAAAAAAAGAAAGGAAAACAUACAUCAUGGGGUCUUUGAAUAAAAAAUACAGGAAUUAUCGUGCAAGACUGAAAGCUGAUUAUUAUGAUAUUGAGAGCACAGACGAGGAGAGGCUUAAAGAAGAAAAUAGGCCACCAAAUGUUGACAAAGAUGACUGGGAAUGGCUUGUUGAGUACUUUGGAUCAGACGAGUUUAAGGGUAAAAGUACAAGAAAUACCAAAAAUCGAUCUUAUCAAGAUGCCGGACACACUUCUGGUACAAAGAGUUUUGCUCAAAAAGUUGAAGACAUGUUCGAACGUGACAAAGUAAUGCCGACCAUGCUAAAAUUGUACGAAGAAACUCAUUCAAAAAAUGAUAAGACACCGGUUACUGAAGUGGCAAAAGAAACAAUGUCAAAAAUGAAAGAGCUUUUAGCGCAACGUGAGGCGGGAGAAAUAAAGAUGACAGAUGAAGAAAUCUAUGCAAAAGUUAAACCCAUUGGUAAACGCGGUCGUGAUCGUGGCAAGGGAGUAAGCCCCUCUAUUACAUCAUUAUAUGGGUCAUUCAGUGAAGGAGAAAAACUGCGAAAAGAAGCUAAUGAGGCAAAGAUUGAGGCAAAGGAGGCCAAUGAGAAAAAUGAAGCACUUACUAAAGAGUUGAAAGUGAUGAAAAAAAAUAUGGAACUUAUGAAAGGGUUCAUGGGAAAAAUAUUUGAUCGUUUGGGUUUUGAUAUGGAUGAGUUGUAUGCGGAAGGGGAUGGGGAUGGGGAUGGGGAUGAGGAUGAGGUUGAGGAUGAGGAUGUGGACGAAGAGCAUGGUGAGGUGUUACGCUGAACUGUUGCUGCUGUUACGUUGAUUUGCUUUUGUUGUUACGCUGUAAACUGCUGUUGCUGUAAGUGCUGUUGCUGUUGCUAUUGCUGUAAGUGCUGCUGCUGUUGCUGUUGCUGUAAGUGCUGUUGCUGUUGCUGUAACUGUUGUUUCUGUUGCUGUCGCUGUUGCUAUUGCUGUUGCUGUAACUGCUGUAAGUUGUUGCUGCUGCUACUGUUGCUGUAAGCUGCUGUAAGCUGCUGCUGUUGUUGCUGUAAGCUGCUGCUGUAAG